Messenger RNA from Corvus hawaiiensis (hawaiian crow), 7917 nucleotides. It is a transcript of the gene SLC38A1, whose product is annotated as solute carrier family 38 member 1. Gene Ontology annotation, biological process: L-glutamine transport; amino acid transmembrane transport. Lineage: Eukaryota; Metazoa; Chordata; Aves; Passeriformes; Corvidae. Gene Ontology annotation, molecular function: L-glutamine transmembrane transporter activity. The transcript is spliced from 16 exons. The coding region runs from base 323 to 1792 and encodes 489 amino acids. The record is from RefSeq and is a predicted model, not a curated record.
CCUCCAAAUGCACACACCCGCGGCGGGAGGAGGAAGGGCAUCUUCCCCGCCUUCGCCAAUUUAAUUUCGCGCCCCAUCCUCGCCCCUUUUUCUUCUCCUUCUUUUUUUUUUUUUUUUUUUAAUUUAAUUUUAUUAUUAUCCUUGUCAUUAUUUGUCGGGGUGCUCCAGCCGGCUCCCGGCGGAAAGGGUGGAUCGCUUCUCAGAGGAUCCCCGCGGCUCCUGGGGAAGGUUGCUGACACUGUGGCUGCAGUUUACUCACAAGAUACCAACCAAACACUAGUAUUUGAAGAACCACUUGGAUAGGUGCAGUUCCUCACCCAGUAUGCCUUUCAAAGCUGGAUUAGAACUGACUGAAUUGCAGAAUAUGACUGUCCCUGAAGAUGAUAACAUCAGCAAUGAUUCAAAUGAUUUCACAGAGGUGGAAAAUGGCCAGAUAAAUAGCAAGUUUAUUUCGGAUCGAGAAAGCAGAAGAAGUCUCACUAACAGCCACCUGGAGAAGAAGAAAUGUGAUGAAUAUAUCCCUGGAACUACUUCACUGGGAAUGUCCGUCUUCAACCUUAGCAAUGCAAUUAUGGGCAGUGGGAUUUUGGGUCUUGCUUUUGCCUUGGCCAACACGGGAAUUCUCCUUUUUCUGCUGCUUUUGGUUUCGGUCACGCUGCUGUCUAUUUAUUCAAUACAUCUCCUGUUGGUGUGUUCAAAGGAAACAGGCUGCAUGGUGUAUGAAAAGCUUGGUGAGCAGGUCUUUGGUACCCCAGGGAGAAUGAUUGUCUUUGGAUCUACAUCUCUUCAGAAUGUUGGAGCAAUGUUGAGCUAUCUCUUCAUAGUCAAAAAUGAGCUGCCUUCUGCCAUAAAGUUUCUAAUGGGAAAAGAAGAAACUUUUUCGGAAUGGUACGUGGAUGGGCGGAUUCUUGUUGUCACAGUGACGUUUUGUAUAAUCCUCCCUUUAUGUCUCCUUAAGAACUUAGGAUACCUUGGCUAUACCAGUGGAUUUUCAUUAAGCUGCAUGGUAUUUUUCCUGGUAGUGGUUAUUUACAAGAAGUUUCAAAUUCCCUGUGAUGGACAAGGGCUAAAUGCAACAUCACCUAUCGUAUCAAAUAGCUCAGCACAUGAACAUAUGUGUAAGCCAAAGUAUGUUAUCUUUAAUUCCAAGACCGUGUACGCUUUGCCCACCAUUGCUUUUGCAUUUGUGUGCCACCCAUCAGUCCUCCCGAUUUACAGCGAACUUAAAGACCGUUCACAGAAAAAAAUGCAGUUGGUUUCAAAUAUCUCAUUUUUUGCCAUGUUUCUGAUGUACUUUAUGACUGCCAUAUUUGGCUAUUUGACUUUCUACGAGAAUGUGCAGUCAGAUCUGCUUCACAAAUACCAGAGCAAAGAUGACAUCCUCAUCCUGACCGUGCGCUUGGCUGUGAUCGUGGCGGUGAUACUCACCGUGCCGGUGCUGUUUUUCACUGUGCGUUCAUCAUUAUUUGAGAUGGCCAGAAAAACAAAAUUUGACUUAUGCCGUCAUGUUUUGGUUACUUUUGUUCUUUUGGUUAUCAUCAACCUGUUAGUCAUCUUUAUCCCAUCCAUGAAAGAUAUUUUUGGAGUUGUAGGGGUCACUUCUGCCAAUAUGCUGAUUUUCAUUCUUCCUUCGUCAUUGUACUUAAAAAUUACACAGCAGGAUGGAUCAAAGUUGACUCAGAGGAUUUGGGCUUCUCUUUUCUUGGCACUGGGGGUAUUGUUUUCCCUAGUGAGCAUUCCCUUGGUCAUCUAUGACUGGGUACAGUCGGGAGGCAGUGCUGAAGGCCACUGAAGUUCACCUUCUUCUCAAAAGAAGAUACCCCUGUUUGCUACACACCAAAAUUGCAACCAUCCGUUCUGUUGUCUGUUCCACCUUUUGUGAGUUUACUCAAAUCAAAUCCAAAUAAUGAUUAUCCAGUACUGAAAAUACUGUUAUGGGUGUAUUUUCUUGCAGAAAACAGACCCAUUCUUCCAACAGGCAUAUCACUCUUUGAUCAGCAAAAAGUCUGUGUGUUGUCCAUGAGACUAUGUAGAGCAUCGCUCAUAGAAAUUCAUCACAAGUUUCUCCUCUUCCACCCAUGAAUUGCAUUGUUCCAUUAUUACCCUUAGCCCUUUAGCCACAAGCUCUGCUCCUUUAGGGCAGCGGUGCCUGUUGCUGUCAAUUCCAACUAGAGUGUUGUCCAUUCAUAUCCUUCCCCCCUCUUUUAGCCAAAACUCUGCUCUCUUAAUUGUAUGCAUCUGGUUUGUUGGUUUGUUUGUUCUGUUGCUGUUUCAGGCACCAUUUGCCUCACUGGGUUAAGGGUAGCAUUCUGGAUACAGGCAUGAAAAGCACCACAAGAGCAAAACUGAGCGCUAUGUAAGCGUAGGUCCUAAAUCCGGUGCUUCUCUUCGAUGUUUUGGGUGGGGGGGGGGGGAGCCAGCCCCAGGCCUUGGCCCAUCCAUGGCUUUGGGAAACAGACUGUGUUGUGUGUGUGUGUGUGUCUUUGUGAUGUGGUGCAGGGAGCAGGAGAAGAACAGCCACCACUGCCAGCCACCAUUCCCCUGGCACACUUGAGUUGGAGGCUGACCAGAACUUGACCCCAAACCAUGAGUACUUGAGCCUGAAGGGAAGCAGACAUUUGGAGAUUUCCAUAAGAAGUCUGCAUUUUCUUCAGCAUUACACUGUUCAGUAAUGCCCCAUUGCUCUCAGAAAAAAAAUACCAAGCUCCAGUUUUGUUAAAACCUACGCAUUUAAUCAUACCUCAUGCCUUUUCCAUACCUUGUAGGGACUGGCUCCUCUCUUGUGUCUUACCCUCCUCCCACUGAAGUCAGUGGGGUCUUUGACAGCAGUGGGAGCAGGAUUUGACUCACUCUGCCAAACUACUGGAUUUCUAAUGGAAAUUGAAAUCUGUAACAUUUCUUUAAAUGAACAGAAAUACUUUUUAUAUUUAAAAGAUUUACAUUUACAUUUACAAUUUACAUUGUUCUCCAUAACAAAAGAUAAUUACUACUAGCAGAAACACUGUAAAUUGCAACAGUCGUCCACAGAAUAAGCAUUUGCCUAAUGCCUUAUAGCUGGUGUAGAGAACUACGUGUAGAGACUCAAAAGCUAAGCAGGUGAUCACUCACCAUCCUGAGCAGACAUCUUCUGUUAGUGCACUGCCAGCAGCAUAAACGUGUUCACUUUGUGUCAUUCACCAUGUGAGCUAAAAAGUGUCUCAGAAUAUGAGCGUGCCUCCCACUGAAAGAACUAAUGGCUAAAGGGAGCCCUGCUUCAUGCCCAAGGUGAUGCCCUUGGUGUGCUCAAGCCAUACCUGUCAGUAUGCAGUGACCCUCUUGUUCUCAGUAGCUGGUUUGUUGACAACACCCUUUGUAACUGUGGAAGCAGACUGUCAUCAGCUGUGAGGAACCUGUCAUUGCAACUUGCUCUUUUUAAGGUUAGGGAUAGGGUAUUUGGGAUCUUGGGGUUUCUGUGAGCUAUUGAAUUGCCUCAGUUGCCAUUGCCUUGUCCUACAUGGCUUGAAGUCACUGAGAGUUGAGAUCACAGAACACGUCUCAGGACCCUGAAAGUUGGUUUCUAAAGAUAACAUCCAGAGAGGUUCGUUUGGGGCCUUCCUAGGAAUUUGGGCAUUGAGAUGCACAUUGUUCAUGCUCCAGAAACUAAGCCUACUAAGCCCAGAUUUCCAGAUCUGUACCUUAGCAUAGGCGGUGAGGUGCUUGCCUCUGACAAUACUUCACUGUGAUCCAGAAAUAAGGCAGAGUGGAUUCCACAAGCUGCCCAAGUCCUUGGAGUAGCCCAGCAGCAAGAACAAAACUGGAAGCCUUCUCCCUCCAGGCAAAGUGACCUGCUAGACUGCAGUGCAGGGUUCUUUUAUUCUGCUUUCCUCCAGGCCCCUGAGACCUCCACUCACAGGCUCCCAACAAGUUCUCUGGUGCAUCAUCCUUUCUCCCAAGCACCCCCUAGCCCAGCCUUUAACAUACGAAGUGCUGAGCUAUUUGGGAUCCCUGGGCUGAGGUCCCUUGUGCUUUCCUGUGGCUGGUCUCAGACCCUUGCCUGUGAUGGUGCAGGUCACCAGUUCUCUCUGCGCUGUCUCUUUAUGGGACUGAUCCCUGCCUUUAUUCUCAGAGAAGUCCAUACCAUAGCCUGCAAGACCAAGUGUUAGGCAAGCUCUGGGGAGUAGAGCCUGUGAUUGGUUCUUACCUCUUUGCACCUCAUUCCAGGCAUCUUCUCAGCUUAGAAUGUAAAUUUGUGGUUUUCCUUUUGCAGGCACCCAACCCUCAGUGGUCACUGCAGUAGAAGCCCAGCAUCUCACUCCAUUCUCUGAUUCAGCUUGCUGAGGUUGCAUUUCAGGUUUUGAGGUGCCUUAUAAUCUCUCUGGAUCUUAUCCUAAAAAACCUAACUCAGACCUGAGAAUGCUGUACAGUGUUAUCCUUAAGAUGCUACCAGGAUCUCCUGCUUUCCUCCCCCUUUAUCUUUCUUCUACUACUGAUUAAUGAGCAGUACAGCUCUGUGCAUAGGGGGGGUUGUGAGAGACGAGAUACUGGGAAUGACUUUGAAGUGUCCAGGUAUGAAGUAGUAGAGGUCUGCUGCACAGGGUUCCAGCAAGGUCACAUCUGUGACAUCUCCCUCCUCGUUCCUCUCCCCCUGCCCUGCCCCCAGUAGUCUGUAGUCUGCUGUUUGAAAUACCAACCAUUGAGUUUUGGCACCCAACUUCCUUCGACUUGAAGGGCUGUUGGGUCACUGAUUGUUCAUCCUCCUAAAUCUCCUCCAUCACUAUUCCUCUCUCUCCUCUUUGCUAUUCUGCCUUCUCCUUUUUCCCAGUUUGUUUUGUAUACUGGAGAUUUACUGAAUAAAUAGGGAGAAUGAGCUGAGUAUGCAUAGAGUGAAAUUACCCAAGGUACUGGACCACCAAAGCAUGUCUUAUAUACUGAAAAAUGGAUACCCAAAAUAUUAAGUCUUUAAACAGACUUUGUUUCUGGGUCUCUUAAAAAUAAAAAAAAAAAAAGAGAGGGAAUUUUGCUUAGACUGAUUUACUGGCAUCAUAUUUAUAGAUAUUUAUGGAAGAGAAUCAUGUGUUUAUUGAUGUCUGUGGUAAUGAACGUGAAAUAACGUGCUUUUUGUUUUCUCAUCAGGUUUAUACAUUCUUAACAGAAUGCAAUAGACCCUGCUGUAACUGUCAACAUCAGUGAUGGAUGACAAUAUUUGUAUGAGGUUAUCUGUAAAAUGUACUGCUGUUAUUCAGUUCAUUUGGAAUAGUGAACCUGUAGCCACGAUUGUAUGAGUCCCACAUUUUAGUUAGGAUUUUAAGAGCACAGUGAAAUGCUGUAGGAGUUUCUCUGUUGUAAAAUUAAUAGGAUCCAGAGUACCAUAUCUACUUAGUAGGUGAUAGCAUGCUUUCUUUUCAUAGAGAGUUUAUCACUAUUGUGAGCACUGCAAGUGUCAUAGACUGGAUGCCAAAUUGCUCCUAAUAACUGCAAAAAAAAUCUUUAAAAUGCUCAUUUGUGUAAUAGCAACAAUCAAGUGGUGAGGGACAAGGAAGGACUAAUUAGAAGCAGGGACUACCAAUAAGAUUGUAAGAAGUAAUCCUACACUUAAAAGACAGCCUUGCUGCCUCUCCUAGUCCACAGCACAUUGCAAAGAAAAUAGUUACGGGCUUAAAGCAACCGUAAUACAGCUGCCCUUCUCUGUCCAAUGGCAAACAUGCCUAGGUAGUAAAACACAGUAAAUUGUUAUUUGGGAACAGUAUCUCGGGGCAGUGACCAGUGACCUCUCUGGGUGAUGCUUGCUACUGGUCAGAGGGCUGAUGCCAAAUCUGUGCAUCAGCACAGACCUUUUGUAGAGCUGACGUGGACCAAGUGGUGCCUGGCACGUGUGCAGGCCCAGGGCACAAUAAUAGCUGGUCUCAUCCUGCGAGGUCAAGGAUGGGGAUGCUCAUCCGCUCCGAGGGCUGCUCUUCUGAGCCACAUAAGAACCCGAAGCCUGUGCUCCACUUGUAAUAGGUCACACGUGCAAGUGUGGGUUGGUUGAUAUGUGGGUUUUGUCUGUACAUCCGCCUUACAAUGCAUAAGUGCAACACAGCUCUCUGAUAUUGAGUAUUAAAGAGUAACAAUUAAUGGUAUGUCUAGCUUAUCUUUAAAUGGAUACAUUUCUUUGCUUGAACCUUACAUUAAGGCUAAAGAGCACCUUGGUCAAAACAAAACUUUCCAUGUGGUGGUGUCCCACCUCCAGUCCUACUGCCCCACUCCAGUGCCUGUAGGAGAAAGGCACCACAGAAUGUACUCAGCUCCAUCAGCAGCUCCAUGAGAUGGCUUUAUCCGCUGGCGCCAUGGUGCUUUCAUAAACAAAUCCCCAGAGCCCUUGGCGUCAGAAAAUCCUUAUUUCCUAUAACGUACAGCAAAGAAUGUUUUAUUUGUAUCUAAUGUAAGGAUUUCUGUAACAAACUGUGAAAAAAAAAGAUAAUUAAUUAAUAAAAGGUACAGGGCUGGAAAGUCUAGAAUUCACAAAUUGUACACAUACCUAUGUUUCUGAAGACAAAUCUAUGCAGUUGUGUUGUAUUGUAGGAAAUUCCAUUUUUAUGUACAUAUAUAUUGUAAAUAAAUAGGAUGCUGUAUAUUUUUGCAGUUGUUUAUCCCCUAUGAAUAGAAGUGUUGAGAUAGGCUCUGCAUAUUAAGAAUAAUUUUAAUAGAAAUACAAAUACUUUAGCUUCUUAGAAAAAUGUAUAUCCUUUUCCUUCUCCCAAGAGUUCACAAGUUAAAUCCUAAACUUGAAAUUAUAAUUACAUCCCUAAAGUAAAAAGAAAAAUAAAAAGUCCAGUUAAAUUGCUAGGAUUACUUCCAGUGGACGACUCCCUGUUUUCUCAACAGCAAGUUUGCCAGUCUUCCUGUUGGGUAAAAUAUCUCCCUUGUUAAAGGGCCCCUUUGAUACCCAGAUACCUCUUACUUCCUCAGCUGAGGUCAGUUGGUAGUAAAGUCCUGAAAAGGCUUUAUGGAGGAAACCAUGGCAAACUGCAGCCAGCAAUUUGACCCAGCAUUAUGCUGUGUUGUAUCCAGGUGUAUAUUUACCCAGAAGUCAGGGCAGAGCUUCUGCAUUUCCAUUUUCAGCCAUCAGAAAUGCCAGUAGUUCAGAAAAAAGAAUGACAAGCCAGGGGUGGGCAGCAACCAAAGCAGUUGGUGCCAUUUCCAGCCCCCUCCUGUGGCUGCUCUGCCUCAGACCCUGCUGCUCUCAUGUGACCUAGACACUGGCACCUGAGGCUGCCAAGAGCUUCCCUGGCCAGGGACUGCUUGCACAUCCCACCAUGUGAACAGGCAGAGGUCAUGGGAUAGCUGCAUGUCCAGGGGUGAGGGGGAGGGGAGGGGAGGGAUGGGUAUGUCCUGAGAUUGCAUCCAUCAGAGGCCUUGCAUAGACUUUCUCACUGGUAAAGCAUGGAAACGUUUUUUCAGGACUGCUGAAAAUUUGAGGUUAAGAAAUGCAUCUAAAAAUAAUUGUGGUUUUUUUUCAUGUUUACUUCAUGGGCUUGGAUGAAAAUGAAAUAAUAUUUGCUUUUAUCAUGAGCACAAAUUUGGGGGAAAAAACCUAUAUACAGUCAGUUCUAUAGAGCUUUUCAAAUUAAUACCAGUGUACAUUUUGUUUUCAGUGUUAUAGCCAACAAAAUUUAAACUGUAAAGGUAUUUUUCCACUAGACUUGAACUUUGCAUUGUUUAUAGAAACCUGUUUUUAGUGUCCCAACAUAUGCUAGGGCUCACACAGAUCCAGUAUAAACAAUGUUGUUUGAAUCAUGUAUGCUUGAUACAAGCUCAUCUCUAAUACGAUUGUUGAAGUGAGUCAUCAGUAGUAUUUUGCUUCUGUUAACAUCACCUGUUAACUUUGUGCUGCUCAUAUUCAAAUAAACAACAGUUUUUCAGUUUCUAUGUGUAAAUAAAAUGUAUCAAGUUCUAUGA